CCUGAACUGAUCGAAUAUGUGGGCGUUCCCAAGCCCGAAGUCGCCAAAUGGGCCGGCAUCGCCUCUGCGGUCGCGUCCGUGACUCAGGCGAUGAUGGCAGUGCCCUGGGGUACAUUAUCCGACCGCAUAGGACGCAAGCCGGUCAUUAUCAGCGGGCAGAUCUUCACGAUGCUGUUGUCGAUCAUGUUGGGUAUGUCGUCGAGCCUAUCGAUGGUUCUGGUAUCGCGUGCUCUGAUCGGCUUCAUGAACGGAAACGUCGGCAUCAUCCGCACUAUGGUUGCGGAGAUUGUACCACAGCGUGAGCUACAGCCUCGUGCUUUCAGUAUUAUGCCUAUGGUCUGGACGAUCGGUAGUAUCUUUGGACCGGCCUUUGGAGGGGCGCUUGCUCGGCCGGCUGAGAAACAUCCGAAUCUCUUUGGUGGAUCUGAGUUUCUUAGACGGUAUCCAUUUGCGUUGCCGAAUUUAGUUUCGGCUUGCUUCUUUGUCGUCGGUAUCACUACGGGUAUUUUGUUUCUAAAAGAAACGCUAGUCACCAAGAAGGAUCGUUAUGAUCCCGGUCUGGUCUUGGGUCAGGCACUUAUUGAACCGUGCACAUCGCGCAGAAAGCGCGGGUUGGGAUCAUUGAAGCAUGAAAACGAAGACGAAGACGAAGAACAGACACCCUUACUUGCCGAUGACAGGCCUGCCUCGACAAAGCCGAAGAAGCCGAAGAAGCCCGUGACUCGCACUGAGUGGUCGCAGAUAUUCGCGCCCCAGUCAACUCUCGUGCUCAUUUCGUAUACGCUGGUUUCUGGCCUCUCAAUGGCCUUUGACUCGGUCUUCCCUGUCUUUCUGCACUGGCCAGUCCAAGAUCUGGAGAACAAUCCGGACGUAGAGCUACCAUUCAAAUUCGCGAGUGGGUUUGGCAUCGACCUCGCAGAACAUCAUAACCUUUUCUCUGUUCUCAAACUGACAAUAUUAUCAACGGUAGAUGCCCAAACAAUCGGUCUGUUCUACACGAUCAGCGGAAUUGCAGGAAUGCUCAUCCAAUUCCUCUUCUUCCCACCGAUCGUGCAGCGUUUCGGCGUAUUAAGAUGUUUCAGAGUGGCCGCUCUGUCUAUGCCGAUCAUUUUCUUCCUCACACCCUUCAUAGCUCUGGCCCCUGAACCUUUCCGUAUUCCCAGUGUCCUCCUCAUCCUUUUCGCCAAGCUUGGCUCGGUUAUCUUCGCCAUUCCAUGCUGCACGAUUCUUCUCACGAACUCAGCCUCCAGUGUGACUGUGCUUGGAACUCUUAACGGGGUUGCGACGAGCGUCAGUGCUCUUGGUCGUGCUGCUGGGCCAGCGUUGAUCGGCACCGUAUUUUCCUUGGGUGUUGAGAGGGGAUAUGUGAUUAUUCCCUGGUGGCUUCUCAGUGCUCUUGCACUUACGAGUGUGAUUCCAGCCAUUUGGGUUGUGGAACAGGAUGGUCCUUAUCGUGAGGUGGAGGAAGAGGAAGAGGAGGAAGAGGAGGUACAGGGAGAAAAUGGUUCCGUGGGCACUUAUGGUGCUGUGGAUGCGUCCACCGAAGCUAAUCGGAGAUGA
Messenger RNA from Penicillium waksmanii, 1560 nucleotides. RefSeq names its product glutamate carboxypeptidase. Lineage: Eukaryota; Fungi; Ascomycota; Eurotiomycetes; Eurotiales; Aspergillaceae. Gene Ontology annotation, molecular function: transmembrane transporter activity. Gene Ontology annotation, biological process: transmembrane transport. The annotation marks the transcript as partial. The transcript has 3 exons. The record is from RefSeq and is a predicted model, not a curated record.